Molecule: messenger RNA, 4997 nt
Organism: Mugil cephalus (flathead mullet)
Lineage: Eukaryota; Metazoa; Chordata; Actinopteri; Mugiliformes; Mugilidae
Gene: slc4a2b
Product: solute carrier family 4 member 2b
Exons: 24
Coding region: 346-4086 (1246 amino acids)
Biological process (GO): regulation of intracellular pH; transmembrane transport; monoatomic anion transport
Cellular component (GO): apical plasma membrane; plasma membrane; basolateral plasma membrane
Molecular function (GO): solute:inorganic anion antiporter activity; monoatomic anion transmembrane transporter activity
Source: RefSeq, a predicted model, not a curated record
AGGCUGCACGUUAUCAGUCUGUGCGUGUUGGUCUGAGAGAGCACUUGGCUUCGACGACACACGAUCGGACGCUCCACAUCUCUAACUCUCGUUUCCUUUGUCUCCCUAUCUCUGUUUUCUCCCUCUGUUUGCUUUCACCCUGCACUCUGACCAGACCCGGGUCUGUCUUCGCAGCAGAGUUCAGAAUUGCACUACGAUGUCUGCGGUGGCUUCUCUGCAGUAAGCACACAAAGGUUAUGCUGCCCAAAAGCUGUCUGAGUCCCAGUGAGAAAGAGAAGGGCUAAAGCCGCACCAAUCCAAACCAGCUUUCCAGAGCCUCUCCAGCAGCGACUCUACUGCAGAGCCAUGAGCAACCCCAGCGCGCCCAAACCAGCCUCAAACGCCGUGGCAUCGGUUGUUCACAGCCCAGAUUCUCCUCCUGCUUCCCUACACGGGCCUCCACGCCCAGAAGAAGAGGAUGACGGGGACCUAAACAAAGCCCUGGGGGUCCAGCGCUUCCAGCAGAUCCUCAGCCCCUCUGCUGCCGUACCCGACGAGCAGCACCACACCUACCAUGAGGAAGACAUCGAAUACCACCGUCACUCCUCUCACCACAUCCACCGACCUCUGUCCAAACUGCCCCCCGAGGGACGCAGGAAGAAGGGAAGCAAGAAAAAGAAGAAGGACAAAGAUCACAAAAGCAGCCGCGUCCCGUCCAGUGGCACCAUAGAGGAAGGAGAAGAUGAGGAGGAGGAGGACGACGAGGGGGCGGAGGCAACGGCCACUUCCUCUGAGUCAGAGAAAGCCAAAGAUGUGGAGUUCUUUGUUUCCGAUGAAGACCACCAUGGCCCAGAGAGCCCUCGCUCGGCCCGAACCCUGGAUAUCGUACCACAGUCCGGUGAGGGAGCAGACACCGAAGACGCAACCUCCACCGACAAACCAGACUCGGCGGACGCUUCCAGGCCCGCUCCGGAGUCGGUCCCGCUGGAACACACGCCCCUGGCCCGGGUCUCCUCCGCCAGCCGCAGCUACGACCUGCAAGAGCGUCGGCGCACAGGCAACAUGACGGGUGCCGAGCAGGCCAAGUACCAGCGCAUCCCUACCGACGAGAGCGAAGCCCAGACGCUGGCCUCGGCCGAUCUGGACGGCAUCAAAAGCCAUCGUUUUGAAGAUGUUCCCGGGAUGCGCAGGCACCUGGUCAGAAAGAGCACCAAGGGACAAGUGGUGCACAUCAGCAAAGACCACAAAGAGCCGACCACUCGCACUCGUAAACAGGACCGCACGCCACAUGAGUCGUUACCGGUGGUUCUGUACCGCUCCGCCUCGCGGCCCGAAGGCUUCAUGCUGGACAUGGACUCCGGUCAAAUGGCUCACUACCAGAAGGUGUUCGUGGAGCUGAACGAGCUGACGAUGGACAAGAACCAGGAGAUGCAGUGGAAGGAGACGGCUCGCUGGAUCAAGUUUGAGGAGGACGUGGAGGAGGAGACGGAGCGCUGGGGGAAACCUCACGUCGCUUCACUGUCCUUUCGCAGUUUGCUGGAGCUCAGAAAGACCAUCUCCCACGGUGCGGUGCUUCUGGACCUGGACCAGAAGACUCUGCCCGGCAUCGCCCACCAGGUGGUGGAGCAGAUGAUCAUUUCUGACCAGAUCAAAGCUCAGGACCGAGCCAACGUCCUGAGGGCCCUGCUGCUUAAACACAGUCACCCGAGCGAUGAGAAGGAGCACACUAGCCAUUUCCCCAGGAACAUCUCCGCCGCCAGCCUCGGCAGUCUGAUAACGCACCACCACAACGCCAACCACACCCACCAGUCCGAGCCGCUGGUGACCGACCCCCUGAUGGGCUCCGUCCACGCCGCGGACGAAAAAGACGCGCGCAUCGACGUGGAGAAGAACGAGACACAGAAGGAGCCAUCCUUGGGGCCCGGGAUGCAUCGGUCCAAGUCCAAACAUGAGCUGAAGCUGCUGGAGAAGAUUCCUGAAAACGCCGAGGCCACAGUCGUCCUUGUGGGCAGCGUGGAUUUCCUGGAACAGCCCACCAUGGCGUUCGUGCGACUGCAGGAGGGGGUGCUGCUGGAGUCUGUCCUGGAAGUCCCCGUACCGGUCCGGUUCCUCUUUGUUCUGCUGGGACCCCCUACCACCAGCAUGGACUACCACCAGAUCGGACGCUCCAUCUCCACCCUCAUGUCUGACAAGCAAUUCCACGAGGCAGCCUACCUGGCCGACGACAGGCAGGACCUGCUCAACGCCAUCAACAGCUUCUUGGACUGCAGCAUCGUGCUGCCGCCUUCGGAGAUGGGGGGCGACGAGCUGCUGCGCUCCGUCGCCAGCUUCCAGAGGGAGAUGCUGCGCAAGAGGGCGGAGCAGGAGGUCAAGCUACUGGAACCCAAAAGCCUUGAAGAAAAAGAAGCCCUCCUCACACCUCUGAAGAAGUCAGACGACCCCUUGGAGCGAACCGGACGCCCUUUCGGUGGGCUGAUAAGAGACGUGCGGCGGCGUUACCCAAAGUACGUCAGCGACUUCAAGGACGCGCUGAACAGCCAGUGCAUGGCUGCGGUCAUCUUUAUCUACUUCGCUGCUCUCUCUCCAGCCAUAACAUUCGGAGGUCUACUGGGUGAGAAGACAGAAGGUCUGAUUGGAGUUUCCGAGCUGAUCGUGUCGACUGCAGUUCAGGGUGUGAUCUUCUGCUUGCUUGGGGCUCAGCCGCUGCUGGUUGUGGGCUUCUCUGGACCACUGCUGGUCUUUGAAGAAGCUUUUUACAGUUUCUGUAAAGAAAACCAAAUGGAGUAUCUGACGGGCCGCGUCUGGAUCGGCUUUUGGCUCAUCGUCAUCGUGGUGCUGACGGUGGCUUUCGAGGGGAGCUUCCUGGUGCGCUUCGUCUCCCGCUUCACCCAGGAAAUCUUCUCCUUCCUCAUCUCCCUCAUCUUCAUCUGCGAGACCUUCAUCAAGCUUGCCAGGAUUUUCAAGGAGCACCCACUGAAACGCUGCUCCCUAAACGCCACCGAAGGAGGCGGCUUGUUGGAGAACAUCACCAUCAACAGCACCGAGCCUGUGAGGGUGUCGGUUACAGGGGAGCCCAACACUGCACUGCUCUCUCUGGUUCUCAUGGCUGGAACAUUUUUCAUUGCGUUCUACCUGCGCAAGUUCAAGAACAGCGCGUUCUUCCCUGGACGGUUCCGCAGGAUUAUUGGAGACUUUGGGGUGCCGAUUGCAAUCCUCAUCAUGGUUCUGGUGGAUUACAGCAUAAACGACACCUACACACAGAAACUGAGUGUUCCCAGAGGAUUCUCCGUGACGAGUCCUCAAAAACGUGGCUGGAUCAUCAGUCCUCUUGGUACCAAAGGCGACUUCCCCAUCUGGAUGAUGUUUGCCUGCUGCUUGCCCGCUCUGCUGGUUUUCAUCCUCAUUUUCAUGGAGACCCAGAUCACCACCCUGAUCGUCAGUAAGAAGGAGCGGAUGUUGGUGAAGGGCUCCGGUUUCCAUCUGGACCUGCUCCUGAUCGUGGUGCUGGGUGGUAGCUCAGCUCUGUUCGGCCUGCCGUGGAUGGCUGCUGCGACCGUUCGCUCCGUGACCCACGUCAACGCUCUCACCGUGAUGAGCAAGGCCGUCGCCCCCGGAGACAAGCCCCGGAUCCAGGAGGUGAAGGAGCAGAGAGUCACGGGGCUCCUGGUGGCAGUCAUGGUUGGCCUGUCUAUUGUGAUAGGGGACCUUCUGCGUCAGAUCCCCCUGGCCGUUCUGUUUGGUAUCUUCCUCUACAUGGGUGUAAUGUCACUAAAUGGCAUCCAGCUGACGGAGCGGAUGAUGCUGCUACUCAUGCCACCAAAGUACCACCCGGACCACACCUACGUGCGCAAGGUCCGUACGUUGCGCAUGCAUCUGUUCACCUGCAUCCAGGUGGUGUGUUUGGGGGUCCUGUGGGCCGUCAUGUCGACCCAGGCGUCUCUGGCUUUCCCCUUCGUCCUCAUCCUCACCGUCCCGGUCAAGAUGUUCCUACUGCGACGCAUCUUCUCUGUCAGAGAGAUGGCAUGUCUGGAUGCCGAUGAUGCAGAGCCGAAGUUUGACGAGCGCGACUGUCACGACGAGUACUCGGAGAUGCACAUGCCUGUGUAACCCACAACACGCCCUCAUUUAACCACUUAACUCCUCUUAUUGGACACAAAAUCUGUCAGUCACGACCAAUGAGAGCGAGUUCUGUGACGGAUUACUUCAAAUGUGCAUCAGUCACCGGAAAAUCUCUGUUCACGUAGCACAGCAGUCAAAGAAUGAACGGGGGAUCAAACAUUUGUUUGCGUUUGUCCACUUUUUUUUUUUUUUGUUAAAACAUGUAUUUCAGGGGACAAGAGAUACCAAAUCAAAUGAUGUGAUCUCGAGCUCAAAAUUAAACGCGAUAACGGUAGAUAGAUUUGCAAGACUGAUUCAUUUUUAGCCCUGAAAGUUUGCUCUGAUUCACAUUGAAUAGGUGGAGGAUAUAUAGGAUACAUUCCUUUAUAUUAACAGGCUGAGUUAUUGCUAUUCACAUUUGUCUCUUCUUUUCGUAUUUUAAGUUCACUAAGCGCCUUAUGAAGGAAUCAAAGUAUACUGAAUUUUUAUUUUCUUCAUUCUGUCUUAUUUUAGACAGCAGAUCACUUUACCUGAAACUCGAUGCUCGUAGCACUUUUAAAAGAUACCAAAUCUGAACAAUAUCUGUAUUUUAUGUAAUCAUUUUAUCCUCUUAGUGUAUCUUCUUAAAUAUCAGUGUUGCUGUAGUUUGCUUCUUUAAUCAUGUGUGAUUAAUCGGUCCGUCGGUCUUUAACCUUUUAUUUGUUGUGCUCAGUUUAGAUGAUAGUUGGGAUUUUAUUUAAAAUACUGUACCUUCAGUGAAUUGAGAUCGCCACCAGAGGGAGAUCUUGCAGGACUGUCAUAAAGAAGAACCAAAAACAAACAGUAUACACAAAUGCAAUUUCGUAUUACACUAAUGCCAUUUAAUCAUAUUUUUUUUCUGGAAAAUCACUUGGUGGCAUAAUAAAUGUACUCUAAAUGUC